AUGGAAGUGCCGCCUGGUACAACAUCUUCAAACAAUGCUUCGAUGGGGCCACCAGGCAUGCCAAGUUUUCCACCAAUGCCUCCACCGCCAGGUUCGAUGGGUCCCGGCAACAUGCCGCCUCCACCGCCAGGUUCCAUGGGUCCCGGCAACAUGCCGCCUCCACCGCCAGGUUCGAUGGGUCCCGGCAGCAUGCCGCCUCCACCGAUGGGUCCUCCUGGCCCGAUGCCGCCGGUGAGUUCUUCCAGCGGACCUCCAAAUAUGCCUCCGGGUAUGGGUCCGCCACCUGGAAUGAUGGGCAUGGGACCACCGGGAAUGGGACCGCCACCACCUGGUAUGGGACCGCCAGCACCAUUGCCAUCGUUAUUGACAAUGAAGAUUGAUACUCCAGAAGAAUUCCGCAAUAAGCCUGCUCCAGCUAGUGGAGUUGUCUUACCAAAAGCCUUAGAGGAAGCGCUCGCUUAUAAAGAUCAAAGACAAGCAGCUUUGGGGGAUGAGGAACGAAAAGAGACUGAGCACAGCAACCCACCAGAGGCUCCUCCUGCUCCUGUAAUCAGCUCUGAAUAUGAUGCUGAAGAAGAUGGAGAUUCAGAUGAUGACAAUAUUCCAGAGGCUCCAUUACCCCCUGUAAUUUCAAAACAAGAGGGUCAAGCUAAUAAAGCUAGCAAAAAUAAACGCAAAAAGAAGAAAAGGAAGGCUGCACGUCAAAAAAGGAAUGAAAGUAAAAAAGUGGAUGAACAGAGGAAUGAAAAGCAAAGUGAUCCCAAGAAGUCUAGUAACAAAGAAAAUGAAAAAGAAGUUGAAAUUGAGUAUGUCCAGGAGAAUAUUCAAUUUCAUGAACUGGAGCCUAUGUAUCGUCAGUUUCAUCGUAUUUUAGAAGCAUUUAAAAUCACAGAAAAAAAGGAGGAUGUCAUCAAAGAAGAAGCUGGUAAAGAUGCACCAAAGACAAGUUCUAAGCCCCUAGAGAAGGUGCAGGAUCAAUUUGCUGCUGAUGAGGAAGCUGUAGAGAAACAUGCAGCCGAUGAAAAGGAGCGCCUCUCGAAACGCAAGCUCAAGAAGCUGUCACGUUUAUCUGUAGCGGAGCUCAAACAGUUGGUAUCGCGACCAGAUGUUGUCGAAAUGUACGAUGUAACUGCACGUGAUCCCAAGCUCCUUGUUCAGUUGAAAGCACACAGAAACACCGUGCAGGUCCCAAGGCAUUGGUGUUACAAGCGUAAGUACUUACAAGGAAAGAGAGGUAUAGAGAAACCUCCAUUCGACCUACCAGACUUUAUAAAGAAGACUGGCAUUAUGGAAAUGCGCGCUUCCCUUCAAGAUAAGGAGGAGACCAAGACCCUUAAGGCCAAGAUGCGCGAGCGCACUCGGCCGAAGUUGGGCAAGAUUGAUAUUGAUUAUCAGAAAUUGCACGAUGCUUUCUUUAAAUGGCAGACCAAACCACGUAUGACGAUACAUGGAGACUUGUACUAUGAGGGCAAGGAGUUUGAGACAAGGCUUCGCGAAAAGAAACCUGGCGAUCUGUCAGAAGAGCUAAGAACAGCUCUCGGGAUGCCAGUUGGUCCCGGCUCACACAAGGUGCCACCGCCGUGGCUAAUCGCCCAACAGCGUUACGGUCCACCGCCGUCCUAUCCUAAUCUGAAGAUCCCGGGACUUAAUGCGCCCAUCCCAGACGGAUGUGCUUUCGGCUAUCAUGCUGGUGGUUGGGGUAAACCGCCCGUCGAUGAGGCAGGCAAGCCGCUUUACGGUGAUGUCUUCGGGCACCAGAGCAGCGGACAGGAUGACAAUGAAGAUCAGGACAUAGAUCGCACUAUGUGGGGAGAAUUGGAAUCCGAGUCGGAAGAAGAAUCUGAAGAAGAGGAGUCCGGUUCGGAGGAGGAGGGCAGUGCGGCGGGGGCGGGGGCGGCGGUGGCGGGCGGCACGGCCACGCCGGGCGAGGGCCUGGUCACGCCGCUCGGCAUCAGCUCCGUGCCGCUCGGCGUCGAGACGCCCGACAUAAUCGAGCUGCGGAAGAAGAAGCUCGACAACGACGUCGAGGGUGGCGAUACACCAGCUCUUUACCAAGUACUGCCCGAGAGACGAGUUGGACUCACAUCGGGGAUGAUGGCAUCCACACACGUCUACGAUAUCAAUGCUGCAAAUCCUGGCAAGCGCACGGCGGGCGCGGCGGGCGCGGGCGCGGGCGCGGGCGAGGGCGACGGCGGCGUGGAGGUGGCGCUCGACCCGUCCGAGCUGGAGCUGGAGCCCGAGGCCGUGGCGGCGCGCUACGAGCGCCACCUGCGCGAGCAGCGCCCCCGCCACAAGGAGGACCUCUCCGACAUGCUUGCCGACCACGUCGCGCGCCAGAAGAACAAAAGAAAACGACAACAGACUACAGAUUCAAAACAGGCGAAGAAGUACAAGGAAUUCAAAUUCUAA
This is a messenger RNA of Parnassius mnemosyne (clouded apollo), 2409 nucleotides long. Lineage: Eukaryota; Metazoa; Arthropoda; Insecta; Lepidoptera; Papilionidae. The record is from the annotation of a GenBank genome assembly.